UAAUUAUUUUUAUUGUAUUAUGACCCAAAAAAACUAAAAAAAUAAAAUGGCGUUCAAGAAAACAUUACCCCAACGUAUUUUUAGUGCAUACAAAUUUAGUGCUCCAUCUCUAACAACAUGCCGUAUUGCUUCAUCAACUUUGGUGGAGGUGAAAUCUACGAUUUAUGAUAAAAUUACGACUUCGGAUCCCCGACGACGAUUCCUUCACCAAUCAUUGGCAUCCUCGUCGGAGAUCCAAAGGUCACUAAUUCCAGCGGGAGAAAAACUCCGCAAGAAGUUACAUGAGAUGGACGUUAUUACAAGAGAUAGGACAAGAUUAAUUAAUGGAACAGUACUCUUGCCUCCAUGGGCCCCACCACGACCCGAGUCCGUAGAGGAUGCGAGAAAGAUUUUAAGAUUGUCACGACUUGAGACGUUGAAAUCGAGGAUAAGGAAAAUAAAAAAAAGUUCGAUUUUAUUCGCUGAAUUUAUUGAAAUUUGUAAAGAAACAUGUAAUUUGGACGAUGAUCAAGGCAUUGAAUUUGCUAAGAGGCUUGACGAUUCUGGUGAUGUUAUUGUUUUGGGAAACAUUGUUUUUCUCCGCCCUAAUCAGGUGAUUCAAGCCAUGCAGGAAUUAAUGCCAAUGCACCAAUUAAAUCAUGAGAAAGAACGAAUGAAGGAGCUUGAAGAAAUGGAGGUGGUAAAAACAUCAAUUGACAAUAAAGCAGAAUCAUUAGUACGUAAAGAAAUGUGGUUUGGACUUGGGUGCUUUAUAGUUCAGACAACAGCUUUCAUGAGGUUCACUUUUUGGGACCUAACAUGGGAUGUUAUGGAACCAAUUUGUUUCUACGUCACAUCAGCAUAUUUCAUGGCUACUUAUUUUUUCUUUCUUAAGACAUCUAAAGAACCUUCUUUCCAAGGGUUCUUCCAAGCACGUUUUAGUACAAAGCAAAAACGACUUAUGAAACUUCAUAAUUUCAAUCUUCAGAGGUAUAAUGAGCUCCGGAGAGCUCAAUCAUCGAUUGUCAAUUAGUUGGUACCUGAAUCUCUAAUUAUGAGGUAGGCAUGGAAAUUAAAAUAGAAGAUAUAUGGAAGGAAGACACUCCAAUGUGUUUUCUUCCUUUAAGAAAUACUAUAUGUUUUAAAAUAAUUUGAGUAUGUAUCCUGUGGCGGCUAAUUAAUAGGUAUGUAAGUGAAGAGAUCACUUAGAUUUUUUUUAAAAAGUUUUCUGUCUCGGUGUUUAUUAAUGGAGUUUUUUUUUUA
Messenger RNA from Solanum pennellii, 1242 nucleotides. Its product is annotated as calcium uniporter protein 1, mitochondrial-like. The record is from RefSeq and is a predicted model, not a curated record. Gene Ontology annotation, biological process: mitochondrial calcium ion homeostasis; calcium import into the mitochondrion. Gene Ontology annotation, cellular component: mitochondrial inner membrane; uniplex complex. NCBI's taxonomy places the organism in Eukaryota, Viridiplantae, Streptophyta, Magnoliopsida, Solanales, Solanaceae. Gene Ontology annotation, molecular function: calcium channel activity; uniporter activity. The transcript has 2 exons. Bases 47 to 1012 code for a protein of 321 amino acids.